Messenger RNA from Porites lobata, 19143 nucleotides. The record is from the annotation of a GenBank genome assembly. Lineage: Eukaryota; Metazoa; Cnidaria; Anthozoa; Scleractinia; Poritidae.
AUGGCGUCGGAAGACACUUGCAUUACUUCGAAGCAAUUUGUAACCAUCUUAAAGAAAUUUGACAAGGACGGUCAGUAAGAGAAGCAACAGAUAUUGCCAUUUAUCAAUUGUGCUUGAAUCAUCUUUUGAGAUCUGAUACACCUUACACUGUCUGACUUUUUUUCUGUCGUUUCAUUUACUCACAGGCAAUGGACACAUCGAAAAGAGCGAGAUAGAUUCUUUUCUGAAGGCUUUUGAGGACGAGGUAUAGUAUUUAGCUCAAUACAAAAAUUUAUGGACCCCGCCCGGUAUACUUUUAUCACAGUGUAGGUUCGCUAGUAUAGUUACCAUCAGAUGCAGCUGGAAUUUAUUUUAUUUUAAGGCAACUAUGCUUAAGUAUAUCCCAAGGUUCUGCAAAAUUGCAAAGCCAAGAAUAAUAUAAGGUAUUUGAGAUUUUCGAUUAAGAAUCCGAACGCAAAGAACGAAAACUGUUCAGAUCUUGUCACUUGAACUUAAAUUAUUCUACCGAUCUUUUUCAUGGUUCCUUUCCAACAUAUAUACUUUAAAUUUCCACCUUAAGGUUAUUUUUAAACAUGAGUGUUCCAAAUCAGUAUAAAAGUUGGUAACUUCACUUAAGGAUUUUCUGAAUUUCCAUUUUAAUGGUUGUCUGCUUUUCAAAUUCAAUGAACGAACCUGUUGCCACCUGCAAAAGUAUUUUUGUUUAAUUUAUAUUUUGAAAUUUUCACCGGAAAGAUUACGAAUGAUUUCUGUCCUGAGUAAAGAAGAAAAAAUGGUGAAUGAAUUUUAUUAAAUAUAUACAAAAAAAAGAAGAAAAACAUUUUUCCAAAGGUACUAACACUAGUCUAAGGAUAAUUCCCUGGAUAAGUAACGUUUGCUUAGUUACUCAUCAUUAAUGGUUAUUCGAGCAAACUCCUUGCCAACAAGAAGAUGCGUUACAUGCACUAGAAGACCUAGAGCCACUUUUUAAAAUUUUCUAUACAUUUGUCUGUAAGAAAGUCACGGGAAAUUACAGACAAAUAUAUGGAAAAUCUAAAGCAAGCCUCUGGAGAAAUUUAAUCACAGGCACGCCCCCAGAAUUUUUUAGGACAAUACUUUGCUUUAGGUCUAUUAUUAUCGUGAAGGCAUUUCUAAUUUUCUCUAUAGGGACUCAUAGAGCAUGCAAGAUCGGUGGAAAUUGCUGAAAAAAUAAAAGAAGAAAGCAGUGACGAAAACGUCAUAACAGUAUCCACGGUAACUUUUAAAAGCUAAUGAUAAUAAGUCAUAUUGGUGAAUUUUGAAUCACUUAAAUGUGGAAGAAAAUUAAAGUGCACCACUGUGAUUCUGAGACUACUAGAUAGUAUUGUAGUUAAAACAGAUGACUUUUAAUCUUUCAAUCUUUUUAUCCGGACGAUCAAACUCAACCUACUUUUCAAUCCUCUAUUAACCAUAUCAUGAUAAGGUUUCAUAGUACAAAUUAUUGAAAAAAAAAAAGAAUUGUACUCUAUGAUCUUGUUUCAGCUGACAGCAAACAUUGUCCCAGUUAACUUUCUAAAAGCUGAAUUCGGAAAACAACACGAAAGGAUCUCAAGCAUUGAUUUUAUGAAGGUAAACAGCAAACUAUAGAUGUGGAGAAUGGCCGGUUACAUAUAUAGGCAUGCAACGAGUGAAAAAACUAAAUAUGUUGCACUCUUAGGGUCUUAAAUACCGUAAAUUUACGAAAAUAAACCCCUCCAUGUGUAAGCCCCUCCAAAUAUAAGCCCCCAAACCGAAUAUAGCAAAAACGGUAAAUUUAUCUCCAACUAUAAGGCUAGCCCAAUCGAUUUCCCAAAAAUCCGAAUAUAAGCCCUCUCAAAAAUAAGCGUUUAAGCCCCGGUGCUUAUUUUGGAAAUUUUAAUUUUGUUGCCCUUCACAAAUUUUGCUAAAAAUAUUCAGUGAACCACUUAUUUUGGAAAAUUUUUUUUAUCGUUUAAAAAGCAACAAGUUUACAGGAAAUUUCAAUUUUGUUCUACGUAUUUUUAACUAUAUCCUUUAUCGUUUCUGUUUGUCGUAUUUGAUAAUAUUGACAUCACGUCGUCUCUUAAACGUCGUGUUUUUAAAGAGUUACAAUUUAUGCUAGAAAGUUUUGUCGAAAGUGUUUCUGUUUAAGAUGGCGUUGUAAAUACAUGCAUUCUAUGAAAAUCGCUUUCUAAAGACUGAUAUGUCCGUCCUUAUCAUUAUCAAUGUCCAAAAAUUUAAAAGCUACAGCUAUAUUGCUUUGAGGGAAUUGUACCGUCCACUACAUGGACAAUGACAUUCCUACGGACCGACUUUAACAACAUAGAAAGGACAACUUCGCGGGCAAGUAUACAAACUUAAUCUGAGUGAUUUUAUCAAUUGCGAACUAAAACACUAGUAAGACUAUAAUAAUUUUCUUUUAGAUUCUAAUAUUACACAAUCUUUUUAUCAAGCGAACAACACCUACUUUCUUUUAGUUUCCUUCUUUUUUUUUUUCUGAUUGGUUGAAGCACGUCCAAAGGCUGGCCUCGAUAUAAACGUUUCCAUCUUGCUUAGCAGACAUACUAAAAAUGCAAGCAUUUUUUUCUGUGGAAACUGGGAAAAAGAGGUCAGGAAUAGUGAUGUAACCGACAACAUAUUCAAAGUGCCAUGCAUGUUUUGUGAAGAAAACGCAGGAAAGAUGAAUGCGAAAGGAGUCGAGCUUUUCCGGGACGGGUCGGUCCACGAAUUCCAUCGCUUGAUAGCGCUGAUUACUUAUAGGAACAAGUGAAUACUUCAUUAGUCGAAAAAAAAGAAGAGUCUUAAUGAGCAAAACUUCGAUGGGAAGAGUAACUGGUCAGGUGUUGUAUUCAAAUGAGCCGGUCUUGUGAUGAGCAUACGUUUUACCGUUUCAUCACGUGUUUGCUCUUUGGCAGUGAUGUAAUUUCUUUCGAAUCGAGGCCGUUGAUUUUCGUGUAUUUUAUACAGGCGUACUCAGUCAAUUCAGAACCAUAUCGUCAGAUACGAUAUAAAAGUAAAUGCCUUGAAAAAUACUCGACCGUCGAUGAAGUAGGACAUGAAAAACUUUUAGCGAGGAAAUCCUGUUUUGUGCAGAAUCAAUCGCCACCUCAUUUAUAACUCCACAAAAAUUGAGUCAAUCGAAACGUUCCCAAAGAUUUUCUGGCAACUAGGCUUAUGAUCUGUGGCGAAUGACCCUUAUCAGACAGACUUAAAUAAAAACCAAACUCAGCUGCUGCUCGUACAGUAUAAAAUUAACUGGGUAAUAAUAAAGUUGGAAACUAAUUUACUCAGUAUGACCCCUAAAGUUAGUUUAAUUUCUUUUCUUUUACAGAUUUGGGACAACUAUGAUGUUGAUGGUAAUGGAUAUUUAGAUCAAGCCGAACUUAGGGUUGGUAGUCAAAUGACGUUUAGUGAUCAUAAAUCACAUCCUCUACUGUAUGUUGAGUUUACAAAAAACAGGGGCACCCUACGAGAAUAUAGUUCAAACCACUUAAACAUAGCAUUGUUAAACUUAUUUUGGUAUUUAAACGGUAAAUAUAGGCAUAUUUUGAUCCCCUAAAAAUUUUUCAUCUGUUCGGAUUUCCUAGUUGAAAGUCUAGUGAUCCGAAAAAUUAUAGGGAUCAAAACUGACCUUUUCAGCCAGAAAAAAUGGCUCCCGAAAAUUCAAGGUGACCUUUUAAGUCAGUUAAAAAUGGGCAAUUAUACCUUUUGGUGUUCGAAUAUCCUAGGAGAGGCAGGCAAGCAAGAAAUUUUACAACAAAUGUUCCGAAAAUUCUAGAUCUGAAAUCGUCUUCGAACAGAUAUUUUCCGAAAAUUGACGUUGGGUGCCCCUGAAACGUAAGUCAAACAGUAACUUCAAUCUGCACAUUCAGCACUCCAUUUGAUUCAUUAUGUUUUGCCGUCCCCUUUAUCGCUACAUGGUGAAAUUUCCUAAUAGCUAUAGGUUACGCAAUUUAGGGGGAGUUAAGUCAACAACCUCUGACGAAUUUUCUUUUCUCUUUGUAACUUCGGGAAAAUUUCCGUCAGUGAUUUGACUUGUUGAACAAGAGGGAACCAUAAUCGCAAUAAACUUGUAAUGUUAUGGUUUAAUUUCUAGAAAUUUUUUUAUGACUUGAUAACUAAGAAUGACAGCCAUCCAAGAAAUCCGAAAGACCUGAAAGACAAGAUUGAUCAGUAUAUCGAAGCCAUGGUAUGUGAGACAGAAAUGUAUCUCUUAGUUGUUUAUAGCCUGCGUAGCAAGCGUUUCCGUGCGGUUUAGGAGCAAAGAACGAGGAACGAUAGUCAAAGACCGCGCGAAAAUGGCGUAAGGAAAAGAGCGGGGAGGGGGUGGGGAAGAAAGGAAGGAAACGCUUGCAGACAAACCCCGGGAUUUUGAAAACCGCCCACUUGGCCUGUCAUGGCUGAGUUCGCGCACCGACAUUUGAUGCUGUCAUCAGCUAUCAUAAUUGACCAAUAAAAUGUUUGGCUUUCAGUGGAGCGGAAAUGAACUUCAGAGGACGCGUAUGUGAACUCAAAAUAUAUUUUUUUUGUAUUUUGUAACACAUGGACGGCGUUUAUGUUGAAAUAUCAAUGAAUCCGAACGAUCAAUACAGGCUUUGGACAUUUGUCUUUUUAAUCCGUCUAAGAGAACAGUCUGUGAAUAACCAUCUGAGAGAAUUCAACAUCCCUCAAAAAAAACACUAACGAGCUGGGCCCAGCAUGACACAUUGCAGGAAACCAUCGCAUUCGCGGACAAAAGAAAAUCGCUUUUAGUUAUUCAGAUCCAGGAGGCACUUUGGCCAAUAAAUUAAACGACCUGAAACCUUAUUUAGUCGCAAGAAGAGCCUUACCUUUCAAAAGAGGUCAAAGAAAAUGCUUUGGCAAAAUUUGCCGACCAGAAUAAACAACAAAAAUUGAUAUACGUGUCACGUACCAUACUGUCCUCUCAGUAUGAAAUAAACCUUUGAUCGACAUAUGUUAACAUUGUUCGACUAGUCGAGCCAAUCAGGCGCUGCGUUCGCUGGCGAACGCAUAUUUUCAAAAGCGAGGGGUUUGUCUGCAAGCGUUUCCUUCCUUCACCUUCCCCUCCCCCUCCCCCCACUUUCAUUUCUUGGCUCUUGUUUUAUUUCUCGUGCGACCAAAACCGAGAAUCCCGUUCCUCGGUCUUUCUUUGCUCCGAAACCAAACGGAAACGCUUGCUACGCAGGCUAAGUUGUUUAAUACGAUGGUAACUCAUAACAACUGGACAAGAUUACUCUUCUAUUAAAACAGUUUAAAAAAUAAUUGCCCCAUUAAUUUAUUCUUCUUCCGUUUAUAUUAUUCCUCUUUGCAAUUAUUUCAAUGAACAAAUUCAACUAUAAAACAUUCAACUUUCUUUGUGACUGCCAAGCAAAAAACAUCUGACUGAAAUAUUCAUCAUCAUCAUCAGGUCUCAUCACGCCAGUAGGCGCAUAUGGCCUCCACUCUGUUUGACCAGAACUUUCUGUCUUGUGCAACCGCUUUCACUACUUCCCAGCUAUUCCACCCAAACCUGCUUUGUUUCGCUCUUUCUCGACUGUCAACCGAUGAUCGUCUGUCGCCUAGGGGCUACUAUGGGGCCUAUCGGCCUUUAGGCUUCCGGCUGGCUUUGACUCAACGGAGCCAUUGCAGCAUUACCAGCACACCCCGAGUCAGUGUUGCCUCAUUAUCAACGCACCUAGUUUCUGUAACAGUUAUUGUUUUUAUGUGGUAGGGUCGUUAGCCCUAAACCCAACCUCCAUCCUGGAGGACCAGUGGAUCACUCUUUGUCUGGUCUCUACCCUUCGACCUUUUUGGCACGGGUGGCCCUACCAGGAGUACAAGAUUCCAGCCGACAUAGCUCUAGGGGUCAUUGACACACGCAAACCGCCACACCACGAUCAACUGGUGACCCCAAUCGGAGCAGAGAGAAUUAUUAAACAAAGCUAAAAAGGAAUAUACAGAGUACGCUCAAUUCAUUCAGGGAUCUAGUCCGACGAAAAAGAAAGAAGCAGAAAUCAUCUUUACAUUGGCCAAUGCACCUUCUCUCAACUCUACUGACUGUGCCUGCAGAUUGAUAUAUAUAUAUAUACAAAACAGCACUGAAAAAGUGUUUUCAAAACAUACAAACCAACUUGCUGACUAAUUUGCGAGAAUGUGAUUGAAAAGAAAAAAUAAAUAACUUCCAUUAAUUCCUAUUUGGCUUUUUCUUUCUUUCUUUUUGCUUUCUUGCUUUUUUUCUAUAACAGCGUGAGUGCAAUUAGGUGUAUAAAUGAGGCCUAUCCCUCACACCUAUCAAUGAUGCAUCUUAACACCCAAAGCAUGACGUCUACAUUCGAUGAACUGUCACCAUUGAUUAGUGAUUAACCUUUCGACACUGUUACGUUAUCUGAAACAAGGCUAAAGAACAACCAACUUUUUCUUAACCACGUUUCUAUACCCGGUUAUGUCGCUACAUACCGUAACUGGGAUGUAUGUAAAGGCAGAGGGGUGGGUGCCUAUAUUAAGGAACGUGACCAGUUUAAGAGGAGAACUGACAUCAAGAACUUGGAAACUGAAUUCGAACACCUGUGGCUUGAGUUUUCUUGGAAGAACAAGUAUAGCAAGCUCUUGAUCGGCACUAUUUAUCGAUCUGAACUCAUUCUUGAUACAAAGGUGUGGCUAAACAAGUUUGAUGACUUAUUAUCUACUGUGAUGACGACAUGGGAUGGGUUGCUACUAGUAACUGGCGAUAGAUAGAUAGAUAGAUAAUGAAACCCAACAUGAGUCACAUUGAGCGCCAGCACAGGAACAUUUUGGAGUCCUUAAACUUGACUCAACACAUUACAAAACCAACCAGAGUCACGCGCACUACGGAAUCCCUGAUUGACCACCUACGUCAUCCCUAAUGAUCCCUCGAGAGUCGUUCACACUGACGUAUUUCCAGCCCCAUCUGUGAGUGAUCAUGAAGCUGUUUACGCGAUUAUCAACGCGCGAGUUACCAGAUAUGCACCCCGUCAUAAAUGCAUAUGCAAUGAGGAACAGCUUGACAUGCAAGCUUUUAAACAAGAUUUCUCGUCUCUGCAUUUGAAUCUCAUCUAGUCACCGGAUGAUUUGGUGGAUUUACUUUACUCUCUCGUGACUGAGUGCUUAGACCGCCACGCCCCUUUGAAGAAAGUGAAGGUAACGCGACCGCCAGCCCCAUGGAUGGCGUCUGAUGAGAUACGUGAGUUCCAAGCUACUAGGGACAAGGUAAGGGCACAAGCCUGUUGUAGUGGCACUUAUGAGACAUGGACUGCGUUCAGAGCUGUGCGUAAUAGCGGAGCUCCCGCGGGCACAGCGGAGCACCAUGGGUAAGAAAAUGUGGUAAACUACCCAUCCGAGAAACGUUUGGUGAUCAUGUGACCGUAUACUGACCGACUGCCUGACCGUCCAUCCGCACCACAGACAUACCUAUGUAAAAUAACUCAAUCAACAGGUAUGGCAACUCAAAUGCAACUGGAGGUUAUUUUGACGGGAAAUCGCAUAGCCACCCGCGUCUUGUAAAGCAGAGACAACUAAAGAUUCCAUGAAGAUGGAAACGGAAAGCGGAAAUUGUCUCUAUAUCCAUGCUUUCUAAAGCAUUAAGCUUAGAUUAAUUGUCAUGUCCACAAAUUUGGAAUACAGAGCAAGAGAAACACAGAGAAAAAGAGAAGGUAGGCGGCAGGCCAGCGAAGUUCAACGAGAAAAAGGGCGACAGAAAUCUAGAGCGAGGGAUAAAAAAAAAGGAGAGAUUUUUUUGUUGGAAGAACAACAUGAAAAUUUUGUAACGGCGGUGACAAAAUGAGAAAUGCUAGCGGUCACCAAUGCAAGGUGAAAAUGAGCGGCAGUGAAAACAAAGUGAACGAGAAAACGUCCGACAUUUCCUCCAUAAAACGUGUAACUUAGAAGUUUCUGGAAGUUUCACGUUGUAGUCGUGCAAAACAGCGGCAAAGAAUGUACAAAAAAGUGUGCUGCACGAGCAUUUUAUAUUUUGUUUGAACAAACUAUAAAUACUACUGAAAGCUGCGCUUGUUGUCAACGGAAAGGCUAUAAGAACAUUUCUGAACACCACUCUCUCGUCAAAGCGACCUAAGGAGAUUUGGCGGGUUAUUCAUAGAGUUAUUCACCCUAGCCCCAGGCCUAUUAGUGCAGAUCCUGAUCAGCUGAAUCGUUAUUUUAUCAAGACAACGGAGAGAACACCAGGCACGGUACUAGACGAGGCCACCGAUCUAGUGGAUUUAACCCGAUCGUUAUCCUUUCCAGCUCCGCACGGUAUCCACUGAGGAAGUUCUCAAAGAGAUUACCCUAUUUAGAUUGGACUGUUCUACUGGCGUUGACCAAAUUCCCGUCCAAUAUGUAGAACAGGUUGGAGAUUUCCUUACGGGUCCUCUUGCACGUAUCAUCAAUGUGUGCAUCUCUAAUUCGUAGUUUCCACGCAUCUGGAAAACCGCACACAUCUCACCCGUCCCUAAAGUCGACAAUCCAAAACAGGACGCAGAGUAUUGUCCGGUCUCUAUACUUCCCGCGCUCUCCAAGGUCUUCGAGCGUUUGGUGCUCAAGCAACUCGUCCACUAUAUUGAUGAGCAAUCUUUUUUUACUCCCAAGCAUCUCGGGCUUCAGGAAAGGACUGUCAACCACAAGUGUUUUGCUUGGUAAUCAGGACGAUCUUAUUCGAGCCAUGAAGAGGGGUGAAGUAACCAUGAUGGUCAUGGCCGACUAUUCGAAGGCAUUUACACCGUAAGGUUUAAGUCAGUUCUUACCAAGAUACAUGUAAUGGGAUUCUCCAAAAGCUUCUUGAAAUGGAUGCUCAACUAUCUCUGUUAACGAAGACAUUUCGUCCAGAUUGAUGUAAGAAAGUCUGACCUGGAAGCUGUUGAUUUCCGCGUACCUGAAGGUUUCAUAUUAAGUCCCUUUAUAUUUAACCAAUAUGUGGCAGAUCUUCAAGAGCAUAUCCAGUGCCCGUGCUUUCAAUAUGCUGAAGACACAACUUUUUACCUUCACUCAAAGGUGUCUAAUUUGGAUGAUAGCAACACAGGCCUAAAUGAUGCCAGAGCACGUCUGGAAAAUUAUUCUACUGGCUCUAAUCUCGCGCUAAAUGCCAAGAAGACGAGGUGAAUGCUUCUGUCAACAACACAGAUGUCUCGAGUCCAUAGCCUGGACAGCUGUACUUUAACUGUAAACUGGGAAGGGGAUACCUUGGAUCCCUUGCGUUCAAUUUACAAAGUUGCAUGGACUACAUAUUGACCAACAACUGACAUGGAACGAGCAUAUCACCAAAACAAUCGCGUCAUGCUGCGGGAAACUGGCAGUACUAAGAAAACUGAAGCGUAUUGCUCCAUAUCGUGUGAGGAAACAGAUGGCAGAGUGCCUCGUCAAUUCUAAGCUGGACUAUGCCUCUGUAGUGUUCGAUCCACUACCAGCCUAUCAGCUGCGACGCCUCCAGAGAGUGCAAAAUGUAUGUGCGGGAUUUGUGUUAAGGAAAUACACUAAUGAGACUGACCUGGUGACACUAAACUGACUAGAUAUUGCCAAGAGGCGCAAACUUUCUGUUCUUAAACUGCCUUUUAAAUUUUGGAAUGAUACAAAUUUUACUGCAUACCUUAGACCUAGUACUGAAGCAAUGUCUGCACACAACUUGAGAUCCCCCGUUGCUCCACUACUAUUUAUCCCCUAAGAAUCUGGCACCUUUAAGGACACUGUCGCAACUUUUUUCAACAGCCUCCCAACCCAUGUCAGAAACAUUAAGGAUUAUGGGCUCUUUUAGCAAAUCAAUAAUGCCAUUGUUAUAAUGCCCCGGAUUCGACUCUAUUUCAAUGACACAUAGACAUUUUAUUUUUAUUUAUUUAUUUAUUUUAAACUAUUCCCAUAGAAUUUAGCCGUUAUUGCAUGUGUAAAUUACUAGAAUAUUAGUUUAGAUAGCUUUUAGUGUACAGGCGAAGAGCCACUUUGUGGAUUCUGUAUUAAAGGCAUUAUUAUUAUUAUUAUUAUUAUUAUUACUAUUAUUAUGGCAGUACAAACGUCUGGAUGCCCAGAGUAUAAAAUAAAAUCUUUGGCUAGGCGGUAAACCGUAAAACCAGCUGCAGCAUCGACUAAAAUUUGUAGAAACAAUUACGCAAUUUUUUGCGAAAAAAAAAAACAAAGUGGGUAAAAAUGAUCUGAUAAAAGUGUCUUAAAAAAUCCUACAAUUAGGGACGUCUUGAUUAUAAAAUAAAAAAGUUCAUAAAUUAAAAAGCGUCGUUCAUAAAGCUGUCUAUUAAAUUAUGAGAACGUCUAAAGUAUGUCAAUAAAAUUUCGAUAAUGUACAAGUUUAAGUAUGUGUUAGGUAUCUAAAAUUCCUAUAGAUAUCUAACCGCUCAGCUUGAACAUUCUAGCAAUGCGUAAUGAACUAGACAGGAUUGCCUGCUGCAUUUGGCGCAUAAUUGAUUCGCAUUUGUCUCCAGCAAGCUCUUUUAUAUUUUGCUCAACCUCUUUCGAACAGCCUCCAAGGACAUCCAUGAUGAUGUUAUACUGAUUGACCUUGUACUCAGGAUAUCGGUUCGUCAGCUCUUGUCUCAGUAGACUGUGACUUCGUUGUCUUCUCGAAAUCUUUAGACCCUCUAUUUUCCAGCCACGGACAGCUCAUUUCAAUCACAUUGUAUUAUUAUUAUUAUUACUAUUAUUAUUAUUAAAUGGUUAAGUAAUAGCUUUUAUUAUGACAAUUUAAAUUCAGCAUUCCUAACAUAAUUUAUUUCAUCUUUCAGUUCAGAAUGUAUAGCAUUCGAAAUGGAAAAUGCACAUUAGAAGACAUGUGCAAGUAAGUUUAUACUAUAUACAGUGUGAUUCUUAUAUCGAGUCGGUAUUGGCCGUUUUUAUGCUAGAGACGUUAAAGUCGUCUUAAGACGACUUUAACGUCUAGUAUAAAAACGGUAAAUAAGGCAGACGACUUUAACUUCUGACGACUUUAACGUCUUCUGUUAAGUGCGUCCGAACGACGCACUUAACAGACGAAUUUAACGUCUCAGACGUUAAAGUCGCCUGGUAUAAAGACGGGACGUCGUAAACUAGGAAGUUUGCUAGCUUGAAGUUCAUUUUUGGCGCCGCUUUAACUCGUGUCCAGUGUCUUCCGAGAGUACAGCGUAGUCCUUUUUUCAGAAAAAUCUACUUAUUUAAAUAAGGUCGUCUACUUUUGUGCGUCCCGUUUUUACACUAGACGACUUUAACGUCUCAGACGUUAAAUGUGUCUAGACAACUUUAACGUCUCUAGCGUAAAAACGGCCAUUGAAACUAAAUACAGGGAAAUCCUUCGGCAGAUGGAAAAUCGAAUUUGGGCGAGGGUAAGAAACCAAGAAAGAAACCAGUCCCCAGUUGCUAAAAUGCUCAAAAAGUAUCAGGAAAACCAAGUGCACUAUUCUCCGUUGGAUAGAGAUUUAUCCUGUGAAUGGCAUUAUUAUCCACCUUUUGAAGGGCUCUACUGCAUGUUUUGCCAAAUCCGAGCCCGGCCGAAAUUUCUUUGCAGAUGCUCAACGCGAAUGAAACAGUUUGACUGAUAUUUCAAUAACCUCAAAUAUCAAUGAAUCGAAAUUGUAUUAGCAAAGAAAAUAAUUCUUUUAGUUCACCCUGUUCAUAGUCUGCUUCACGGCCGUUCUUUGUGUCGUCACGCAACUCUCCUCCUCGGAAGGAAGAAGAGCGUUGCGUGACAACAAAAAGAACGGUUGUGAUCAGACUACCCUGUUUCGGGCGUCUCGCUCUAGCAUCUUAACGCCUGCAAGAUUUAAUCAUUAGUAAACCGAGGAAGGUACAGUGCGCAGGUCUGUUUUCAUGAAACAAUUUGUGCUUUUCUUCUGUAGAUUCUGUCCAGUGGAAGAAAAUUUCCUGGAACAAUACGAGCAAGUAAGGGUGAUUUUGGUAUUUUUGCUAGCAUACAUGUAAGCAAUCCUAAAUGCGGCUGCAUUAUUUAAACAAGGUACAAUUUAAAAAGUUACUGCAAUUUGCUUAAGCAAGUAAAACUUGGAGUCGCCGAACAAACUACAUAAUGAAUAAUACGUAUUACUAUAUACACACUCAGUGAUCUUGGUGAUUCAAGCAAUCUGAUUGGUUCGCCAUCUCAGACUAUUCAACAAUAUUCACCUCCUAGCGAGUGGAUAAUGUGUGAGCUCGAUCUUUUUCGCAUUUUUUUAGAGAACGAUCUUUCAAAAUUAGACAAAAUCCUAGAGUUGAUUUCUUUGAGGCAAGAAAAGACUUAAAGGCUUCAAAACGGCGUUUUUCCAUUUACUGUAGCUGAAUGUUUUGCUCAAUGGAUUGUUUACAACUCCAGUUUAUUCGCGUAGAAGAGGCCGUUUCGUGAACUCAGCGUUUCCUGACAAGAAAAAUUUGACCCAAAAAUCGAAGUUUAUUUAUGACAAACAGAUAUGAAAGCAAAUGUUUGCAGAAAUUCUUCGUUUCAAGUAAAUAGGACAAACAAUGCUACAGGAAAACGACGCCUUACCUCGAGCAACCGCCAUGUCAGCACUUCACGCGAAGAACGACACAACAAACUUUUUUCGCUAUAAACUUGGCGAGCCGGUUAACAGAAAAUAACAAAGCUCUACUUUUCUUCUUGGGUAAGGAAACAAUUCAAACUUUUAACGGUUCCAAUUAAGCCAUUACGCAGUUGUUUGCGAAGUGAUAGACUUGUGAAUUGUCAUGUUUAAAAGAUUUAACUUUCACAUGAUUUGAUCCGUCAAUUAAAUCGUACUCGUUAAUGAUUUUCUUUUUUAAUUCUAAUUUUGUUGAGAUCACUUCAUGUGUAUAUACUAAAACAAUUUUUCUUUUCAAUCUCGGUGAAUAAUGGCUUUAGGAAUAUUUACGUCGCCGCUUCGCGGCCUGGUAAAUAGUACCACUAUUCUCCCCGAUUUCAAAGAAUAAUUGCUAAUUGUAAUAGUUAUCACCCUAAAAUUCGAUGAAAGGUAAAUGGUUCGUUUCAGUUGGGAUUCAAAGCUUGACGAUUGACAUGAAUUUUAACACGUUAUCGCCUAGACGAUUUUACAAUGUAGUUAUCAGAAUUCAAACAAGAUGGUUAUAAGCUUAGGAAAACAUUAUUUUUCCUGCUUUGAUUUUUACCGUGUAAAAAAGAAAGAAAGAAAGAAAGAAAGAAAGAAAGAACUUGAUUAAUUGAUUGAUUGAUUGUUAUUUGUUAUUAACCAUUAAUAAUUAUUUUAUAUUCUCAUCAGUUUAACGAAGAAGAAAUUGACGAAAUAUUUGCACAUUAUGAUCAGGCAAGUCAACUUGGCUUUUCUCUUCUGUUCGCUGCAAUAUGAUAUAGGUUAACGUGGAACAAUAAGAAAUAAAUUUAAAGAAACCUAUGGCAGUUACAGACUGAUGCAACUAUUUAAAGUGCUACUACGACGAAAAUUUUUGUUUUUGUUUCCGAGUUUUUUUAACAUAAAUCUUUUGUAUAUGUUCAAAAUUAUACAAAUAGCGAAAAAUUGGAACGAUACUUGCGUACGGGGGCUGGAAAUUUCCCACUGAAAAGUGCAUAAAUACCGUCCGCCAUUACAAAGUUCGUAAGGCAAUAGCCCGCGAGAUCUCCGCAAAGCGGUCGUGCGUUUGACCACGUGAUUUAUGCACUGUGACGUAGAAACAUCAACCAAAAGAUUUUGCAUUUGGGAAAAGUUCGUGAGUUUAGAGCCUUUUAACAAGACGUUUAAGAUGUGAUCUCCGUCGGAUUCCUCUUCCUGCACAUCUGAAAGUGAUCUAGAAAGUUUUAAAGUUGACGAAGUGAUGGGGGAAUUGUCUGAAUUUGCGCCGUACGACGACAGUUUCGAACCCCUUGCUACCGAGGAAGAAGCCGCGGACUACAACGAAAGAGUUCAUCGCGAAGAAGAAGAGGAACAACAGUUUCAGCGAAGAUAUUCCGGGAGAGGUGCCAGCGAAUGAAUGGUAUGGUAUUAUCAUGGAAUGUAGAUUUAUAUUUUUAUUUUCCAAUUUCAACAUACCCGUCGUUAAAUUGUGCGCGUGAGGAACGCGACUGUGUGUUUUGUUUAAGUUUACAAUUUCGUUGCUGUGUGAUUAACUGUAGUCCUGAUUUUAUGCGAUAGUUUUAUUGAAGAGGUCAGACAAUUAAUAAUUUUAUACAGACGUAUUUUUCUUGUGUUUGACGAAUUUUUCACAUUAUUUGGCAGGUGUUCGUGCUCGAACUGCUCUGUCAGCCUUGUUACAAAAGCGCAGGAGUGCAUUUGCUGCAAAGAGAUCGAUCGCUGCGAAGAGGUCAUGGAAGAAGCCAUUGGAGACCGGACCUUAUGCAUAACCCUCCAUCCAGGGUUUGAAAGCGUCUGCUUAAACCGCCACGUAUUAGAAGUGUCUGCACUGGGCCUAAAAACGCGAGCUGGAAAGUCGUACACAACUGUUCGUGGGCAAAGCAACUAAAGUGAUAAUGAGUAAGUUGGGGUAUUGUUGACUUUGUAUCGGAACGAUCGAACCGUACAUAGCAUUGAAUAAUUGAUACAUCUAAGCUUAUCGCCGUGGACUGAUCUCAUAGAAUCACAUUUUUUAUUUUCUAAAUGGCUUUAUUGCCCCAACUGCUUAUUUUUAAAAGUAGUAUUUAUUUAUCUCCAUCCAAUCCCUCCUUGAAUUAACAGUGAUCUCAUUUCUCUAACUAGAUUCCUGAGCCUGAGGUCUGUGGCCUAUCGCCAAUUUACAAGACUGCCGUGGAGUUAUAUUGGUAGUUCCAGGCGAUACCCCUUGCCCUGUUGUGCCUACAAUAAAAUCAGGAGACAAUUUCCGAGUCAAAAUGGCCAUUAUCGUGGAUUCGAAGAUGAAGAAAAUGAAUAAUAAAUGCACUGUUUGUUCUUGAAGAGUGUCAUGUAUGCCAUUGGGGCCAAGAAGGACCUACAGUAGUUGCGUAAAUACUUGUCCGUAAACACUUAAUUUUAUGGGCCAAACUUCAGAAUUCUCAGCCACUUACUCUCUUUUUGUUGAAUGACAAACUUGCCCACUGUGUGAAGCCCUGUUCUUCUAGCGUUCAGUUAAACUCAAGUUUAGUGGCUGGGAAUUCUGAUGUUGCUCCAAUUUUCAUGUACACAAGUAAUAAAAAUUAAAUCGAAUGCAGCCUGAAUUUAAUUACAGUUUUAAUGUAUCGUUUCUUUCUUUUCACUCGGCUCACAGAGCACUGCAAACUUAAUAGCAGGUUACCUGCUGGAAACUUUCCUAGCAGGUCUGGUUGAGUCUUCCAGACUUCUGUCUGGCUACAGUUUCUGCAGAAACUUUCUACGGUAAACAAGGUACCUGUCUGUGAUACAGAAAGUUUGGGUUUUGAAAAGAAGCACAAGUGGCAGAACUGAAACAAAAGAAGAAGUUUAGAAAGGAAAACAAUUCCCUUCGGUUCCUCUCGAAUGUCUUUUCCUUGUAGAUCCAACCUGUAAAAAAUCAUUGAAAGGAAAUACUCAUUUAAUCAUAGCAUCUGAAAUAAUAAAAUAACAAUAAAAAAAAUGAUUAUCAUUUUUAUUGUUUUUCUCAGGGUGUUGCCAGUUUUUCAACUUGUUGUAAACCUGGCUAAUCGUGGAUUGGGAUUUUAUUCUCACAUACAUCCUGAAAAUGCUUUUUUAUAAUAAUUCUGUUGAUUGCACACAUGACAACUUUGAGCCCUUAAGCUAUCUAGCCCAACCCAACGAUGCAUAAUUUAUUACAAGUGGUUGAGUGGACAAACCAAACAUUUUUAGGCCUGGGACUUCCAGUCUAUGGGCUGGCUGUGCCUCUUCUUUUUUUUUUUUUUUUUUAGCAAUUCUUAUCUGAGUAAAUUAAAAAACAAAUUUCAUGUACUCUUGUUUCUAAAUAGAUCCUCUCAUAAUGGAAGUUAGUUUUAGGCCUAAAUCACUUCCCAGAGGAUACUUAGAGUUAAGAUGUUAAAAUGCAAUAAAUUUUGCAUCUUUGUACCUUGGGUUCUGAUGAGUCUUCACCGAGUCAUCAUCUUCCUUUGGUUUUUUAUAUGCAUCUUCGAUUUCUUCAGGACUCCAUUUAGGGUCUUCAUCACACUCAAACUCCUCAUACGUGUCGUCCUGCAUUUCCUGCUCAUCUUCUGAUUCAUCCUCUAGCCCUAACUCUGUCUCAUUUGUUACUGGCCAUGGAUCAGUUUGAAUAGCUUAAACAAAUGGAAUUAAAAAAAUUCUAUUACCAUUAAAAUUUUAAUUAUUAUUAAAUAAUCAAAUAUUGAUAAAAUGUAAUAAAAAUAUAAAGAUAGGCAGUUAUGCCUAUAUGACUCAUCAACAUCAAUAAUUACUGUUUACUCACCAGCAUUCACCAUCAGCAACUGCUUCGGCUCUUGUAUGCUCUUAAAGGUUUCAACCCACUGAUCUUGAUUGGAGAUUAACUUACUCUUCAGUCUUGUGACUUUGCCCCUUAACUGAGUCACCUCACUCCUCAGGGUUUUGCAUGUUGUGCAGUUCCCAGCAUGUCCAGUUGGAGUAUCCUACAAAAAACAAGCUUUCAACAAUAAUACAGGCUGUAAUAACAAAACUUCAGAAUUUUUGUGUUUUAGUAUUGUUGUAAAAUAACUGCACAUGUUAUGUUGUUAUGAUAAUACAAAGAUGCAAAUAAACAUUAAUUAGAGUUAUGUGCCUACCAUAGAAACCUGUUCAAGUUCAGGAAUCGUUAAUGAUUCAUCAAUCUGCAUAACUUCAUCCAUAUCCUGUAGUUUUUCGAUUCCCUGUGCCUCCAGGAUCUGCAUGGUCUCAGUAACCUCAUCAGUGCCGGAAAUCCCUUGGCUCUCGAGAGUUGUCUUAUCACCAGGAGUACCUAGGACCUCUGAAGCCAUCUCAGCAUCAACACUUAUCUCACCCGUCUCAGUCUCAGGGAUGCAGCCCUCCUUUUCAGGAUUUACCUCAAGCAAAGAACCCUGACUUGUGUUCAGAACACCCUCGACUUCUGGAGACUCCUCAGGGUUGAGAUUGGGAGCCCCCAUAGUGUCAGCACUCUCCUCAGGUGCAGAACUUCCUUUCAAGGAGAUCACCUCUUCUUCAGGAUUGUCUUCUUCCUCUGUAUCCUCAUUAGUAGUUUGACCAGCCAGAAUUUCAUUUAGUAGCUAAAAAUGAAAAUAGGUACGACCAUUUUUUAUAUCUCCCCUUCAAAACAAGUUUAAAUUUGAGCUUUAUGUCGAUGUUUUCAAAAGUAGAAAUGGAAGCAAGGUUUAACCGCAUCUUUGCCUUAAAAUGUAUGCAUCAUUUGCAGACAGUGAAAAUAGAAUUAAAAUACAAACGAAAAAACCCGCAAACAGUAACUGAACUUAUAGGAAUGUAGAAAUCAGACUAAGUCCAUUUUUGGUCGUUUUAAAAGACUCGCGUGUAACUCCUAAUAUGCUGUAAUAUUUCUUGGAGGGAAGUUUGGAGUACUGUCAAAUCUCAAAGUAACAGCAAGAUAAUCUCUCAAAAAAUAGAGAGCCGGAUUUCUAUGUAGCUUCACUUUUUCUAAAUUUUACGCUUGAGUGGAAAGGUCUGGGAAUUGGAGAAUUGACUUCACGUCCACUCAGCGCAAAUGCCCGUUUUACUAUAACUGUGAGAAGAAAGCAGAAAAGUAUGAAAACACAUGCAACAAUAUGGGAAGUCCAAAUAGUCAGAGCAUUCAUUACACGAAUAUUGAACAACGAUGCCAGAAAAAAUCAUGUCACAGGUAAAUGGGGAAAUAAAUAUAAUGGUGAUAAGCACAGCGCAAAUACAUUGUAAUUUCACUCACCGAUCGUCGACUCCGCUUUGAUAGUGUUUGGAAGGAUUUUUUCCAAAUGGUUGGAAACGUCCCCUUCUUCAAAUUCCUUUUCAUACCUUUCAUCGGAAAAGCAAGCGUAAAACAAUCCCUUGUAAAAUGCUCCGAGCACACAGCAAAUUUUCCCACUGUGUUGAAAUCCUUCCGAUGAAUGGACACGAACCUUUUCCACUUUAAUCUAACGCUGCCCGAAUUAGGAGAAUUCAUCGUUCUUUACGUUUCCACAGUCCUGAACAACACAACGUCUACCAGGCAUACUUUCGCUUUAAGUCAAAAAAGCGAAGAAAGAACCUCCAAAAGCUUCCAAAAAUAUCUCGUCCUGCAUGCGAAAUUAGCCUCGUUUGUUUACCUUGUUUUGUCGCGUUGAUUUUUCUACGUCACAUCUCGCCCCAACUCCUUCAAAUACUACUCCCGGUCAUUUUUUGAAUCGAGUAAUGGCGGCAAGACAUUUACGAAAAUUGCCGUGCAAAUAAACACACUUCCAGAUCAUAUUUGGACUCCAAACUUGGCACGGUAAGUCACUUUUACAUACAUUUUCGAAAUAUGUAAUCAAAAACAAAUUCCCAAAUUUGAUCGUAGUAGCACUUUAAAGGGUAGGAACGUUUCAACCAACCUCUCCCUUGUACACGUUGGAAGUUUGAAUUUGCAUGUACGUCCAAGGGCUAAGUGAUAGAAAGCAAAAAAAUAUACUGCCAAAAACACGUACUGGUCAAAAGUGGUUAAAAGGUCAUGUGUCUUUAACAAAAAAAUUGCGACAAACAUUCUUAUAGGAUGAUAGCCAUGAGAUCGAGGGAUAUGAACUGGAAGGAUUUCUCAACGAUCUCUAUCAAAAGAAACACAAGGUAUGGUAAAAAUCUUCUGUCAUUUAUAGACAUUGGUGCAUUUAUUACCGGCAAUUGUUAUUACUCUUCCCCAGUCCGAUACCCCUCCUCGUCACCUAAAGCGUAGUGGCGAAUCCAGACCAAACUGAAGCCCGGAGGACUGAAAAAAAAAAAAAAAUUGGGACCGCCCCCCACCCCUUAUCUCAGGUUCUGGAUCCGUCACUGGAGGGCGUCCUUUCCUUUCGGUUGCUGUUUAUUUCGAAUACUUAAUUUUUCUAUUUUUUUUAUUUUUGCUUGCUUGCUUGCUUUAAGGAAGUUAAAUUCAUUUUCAUCUUAUCCCUUUAAUUCACAGCCUGGCGUUACGUUUGAAAAGUUUAAAGAAAAAAAGAUGAAGGCAUUUGACAAAGACAAAAACAAGAAGUUCAAUAAGAAGGAACUGGAAAAGAUUUUAAACAGUCCGUAAAACAUCACUGGCCUAAACAGAAACUGACAAUAUACUAUUGCUUUAAUAUCUUCCUCGUUGUAAUUUACACUGUAUAUAAUUGUUUGAGCUUAAUGCUGUCUUCGUGAGUACCAACUGUUUGAUUCUUACUUGACGUAAAUUAAUCCUAAAUCGCGUGCGUGGCGGGUAUCGUCAAUAAGGCCUUUUUUGGCGUGUGCUAAGUAC